Molecule: messenger RNA, 1868 nt
Organism: Myotis brandtii (Brandt's bat)
Lineage: Eukaryota; Metazoa; Chordata; Mammalia; Chiroptera; Vespertilionidae
Product: KIAA0040 ortholog
Exons: 2
Coding region: 338-922 (194 amino acids)
Source: RefSeq, a predicted model, not a curated record
AAGGGGCAGUAAGAAGGCUGAAGUGAGGCUGGAUGGGACCCACAACCUCAUAGCCUGGGGACGUCCAAGUCCCCUCUGACAGGCAGCCGGACAUCGGCAUUGCCUCUUGUGCCUCAGCUCUCGUGUGUGCUGGAAAUGGCGAGCUGUGCUCAUGGAAGGUCACAGCGUGAGCUGCGGUGGAGGAGAGAUUGAGAGCAGCUCUCAGGGGCCCUCAGAACACUGACCGUGCACACAAUCCCUUUGUCCCACAAUCGCUGAGCAUCCCCUGCGUGCCAGGACUGAUAGCCUAUCGAUUUUUACAUCCUACGCCCAAUAGCAGCGUGUAUGCACGGCGAGAAUGAACGACUACCUAUUGACUAAAUGCGUGCAUAUGUCUUGUUUAUGGAGCCUCAAUAGGAUUCCAGUGAACUCUGGAAAUCUGCAUUUCCUCCCCUUAAGCCUAAAAUCGAUGGCGUUAUUAAAAACAGGAGGGCGUUCCACUGCACGUUUCCUGAGUGGUCUGUUUCUCUCCCUCCAGGUGCUCUCUGUGGCAUGCCCAGACCCUCCGCCCGAAGGGGAAUCCGUCACGAGUGAGCGAGGCUGUGUCCCCGCGAGCCCAGGACUUGGCGACGAGCUGAGCACCAUGGAGAAGUUCGGCUCCUUCUUCAGUGACAUCUGGGACACCAUCCUGACCAAGCACCAGGAGGGCCUCUUCAACAGUGUCUGCCUGGGCGUGGUGCUGGCGCUGCCACUGCUGGUGCUCCUCGCCCUGGUCUUCGUCUGCUGCUACUGCUGCUGGAGCCGGCCGGGCAAGGGCCAGCAGCCGGAGCACGGCCCGGGGAAGAAGAAGAAGAGGAGGAGGAAGAAGGGCGAAGAAGACCUCUGGAUCUCCGCCCAGCCCAAGCUCCUGCAGAUGGAGAAGAGGCCAUCGCUGCCGGUCUAGUGGGGCGGGCAGCAGAGGGUCCGCCUUCCAACGACACACGGGGCCUGGAGCGUCACACGCGUGUCCACAGAGGAACUUCUCAGCCAAGGAGCAAACCUCAGACUGAGUGUCCCCAGGGAGGGCACCCCCGGGGAGGGCACCCCCGGGGAGCACGGGGACAAUGCGUGGGCACUGGCUGGGCAGCUAUGUGUCCAAUAGCAACGCUCUCUGCUCCAGAUUCAGGCAUGCUGUCCGCCUACUUCCGGCACAGUCCAUACGCCAAAGCACAGGGAACACGUAUCCAUAACCAUCUGGGCUCACCAUGCACACCACACACACGCAGCACAGUAUCUGCUCUCGCAAAAACAUCUCAUAGGAGGGCCUGGCCAGAUUCGGGCGCAAGUGUACAAUUACAUGACCCGGCAAGGUUACAAACUCCAUACCUGUUCCAUGUACUACUCAGGUUACAGAUGUGUGCUUCCUACUCCGCUCCCCACAAACCCUCCUGCUGCGAAUCCUCAUCCUCGGACGUUUCAGCACCUGGCACAGUGCCCUUUGCUGUUAUUGAUGCAGACCCUCUAGCUCCUGUGCUCUUGACCCCUCCCCGAGGAGGGCAGGUUGAAAGUGCAAUGGAUCCGAAUUCAUCGGAAGCUAUGGUCUCGCAAGGUCCUCAUUACCACAGGUCGGUGUUGAACGUGGUCCAAGACCCUCGUUGAGACGCUCCGCGCAGAGCCCCUCAGGAAGGCUCCUUCUCCACACAGGACAGCCGCUCUGGGUGUGGCUCCUAGAGAGCUAUGGGAACCAGGUAACAGGCUGCUCGGCCCACUCCACCCGGUGCACCGUCCUGUGCAACGCAGAGGUGGAAGGAGAUGCCCCACCUGAGCUGGGCAUCCCCCCGGAGCCAGAGGCUUUCAGUGGGGAAGGAAUGAAGACAUCGCCGGCACAGCCUCGCAGAAGGCACACUGGA